Messenger RNA from Sceloporus undulatus (fence lizard), 1364 nucleotides. Its product is annotated as acetylserotonin O-methyltransferase-like. The transcript has 9 exons. The record is from RefSeq and is a predicted model, not a curated record. Gene Ontology annotation, molecular function: acetylserotonin O-methyltransferase activity. Bases 259 to 1296 code for a protein of 345 amino acids. Lineage: Eukaryota; Metazoa; Chordata; Lepidosauria; Squamata; Phrynosomatidae. Gene Ontology annotation, biological process: methylation; melatonin biosynthetic process.
GCCAGACUGUACUUUGUCCAACCCCUUUAAACACUUUUUAGCUUCAUCUCUGAUGCAUCUCCAAGCAAUAAAAGGAGGUGUUUUGGCUGAGAACACACACCUCUGAGUUUUGCUUCUUUUCUUGCUAGCUUCUUCAGUUGAAGUAUUCAGGAAUUAGAGCACAGUGACAAGAGUGGUAUUUCUUUGUGGCAUUGAGCAGAACCCACUUUCUUUAGGAAAAACAACAGAUACAUCUAACAAAGACACCAGUAAAGAAGAAUGAAUUCAGAAGACACUGAAAUGAUUAAAAUGCUGUUCCAGUACCAACAUGGAUUUCUUAUCUCAAAAAUCAUGUUUACGGCUGCUGAAUUGGGAGUAUUUGAUCUGCUGAGGGAGUCAGAAGAACCAUUGACCUCAUCAGCUAUUGCUGAAUGCCUGGGCACCAGCCACGUAGGAAUGGAGAGGCUGCUGGAGGCCUGUGUGGGUUUAAAGUUUCUGAGAAUGGAGAGGAAAGACAACAUAGGUCUUUAUGGAAACACAGUCCUUGCUGAUCUCUACCUUGCUAAAUCAAGCCCCAAAUCUCAGUAUUAUUACAUGAAGUUACAGUCUGAUGUCUACUAUCCAGGUCUGCAGUACUUGUCUGAUGCUGUAAGGGAAGGAAAAAGUCAGAUCAAAUCAAAACAUGGACCAUCAGUGAAUGAUUUUUUUCAGCUUGUUUAUAGAUCAGAGGAAGGGAAGCAAGUAUACUUCAACGCCAUGGAUAAUUCUUGGAGUUUGUUUGGUAGCGAACUUAUUUCUGAGUUCGAUCUUUCUGAUUUCCAUCUUGUUUGUGAUCUGGGAGGAGGUAGUGGUUUUUUCGCCAAAGAACAUAUUUCAUCAUACCCAAAUUCUACUGUGACCAUUUUUGACUUACCUGAAGUAAUAGAAACAGCAAAGAAGAAUUUUCUGGGCUCAGAGGAAUGCCGGAUUUUAUUCCAGGAAGGGGAUUUUUUAAAGGACCCAGUUCCUGAAGCUGACCUUUAUAUACUGUCAAGAAUCUUACACUUGUGGAAUGAUGAGAGGUCUGUGCAACUACUAACCAAAUUACACAAGGCUUGCAAACCUGGUGGCGGAGUUUUAAUAGUUGAACCUGUUCUUGAUGAUGAAAGAGGUGAAUCCUUUGGAGCGCAUUUUGCUUCCAUAAAGCUGCUUCUCUAUAAUGAUGGAAAAACUCGUACUUCAUCAGAGCACAAAGCACUAAUUGGUGUAGCUGGCUUCAAAGACAUUCAGGCAAAGAAUAAAGGCUUGUUUGGUGCCAUUUUGGGAAGAAAGCAAUGAUACCCUUGCUUCAGUCAUCUCUAGACUCUAGAGGAAUUUGAGAUAAUAAAGCUCUGUUCAGCUAUUUC